UACUAGUUAACCAUCACAUCUCUCGUUCGUUUUCAAAAGCAUAGUUCUUCAAGCAUUGUAAAGUUACGACAAAUUUUCUAUGCUGUUUGUUUUUAGUGCUUCAUGAAUGUACGGUCUGCAAAAUGUAUAAAUCAGACGAAGUAUAUUUAGUUUGAUGGUUUAUUUUUCUACGCCGGCCCAAAACCGGAAACUUUGAGUUUUCUCAUAGACAGCCCCCGUAAUUGUAUUCUGCAAGAUGGAGGACCUCGCUGUGGAAGUGUGCGGCGAGAAUGGCGCUUACUACAAGGCUUACAUAACCGAUGUUCAUGAUGAUGAAGUAACAGUAGCUUUUGAAAAUGAUUGGCAACCUGAAAGUAAAUUUCCAUAUCACCGUGUAAGGCUACCACCUGCACCUCCGAAAGAUGACAAGCCUGCUAGUAUGACAGAAGGUCAAGAAGUUGAGGUAUUUUCUCGAGCUAAUGAACAAGAAGCAUGUGGAUGGUGGCGAGCUUUGGUGAAAAUGACAAAAGGUGACUUUCAUGUUGUCGAAUAUCUGGGGUGGGAGACCACAUAUACAGAAAUCGUACCUAGUGACAGGUUACGGCUAAAAAACACUAAUCAACCCAUCACUAAGGGCACAUUUCAUCAGUUCGAGAUUCCUGUACCUGAAGAUGUGCAAGAGUACUCUAAACUUGAAUCUGCUCAUAAAGAAUUUAAAAAGGCGAUAGGUGCUGCUGUAUGUAAAUACAAUGCCGAAAAGAAAUGUCUACAGAUUAUAUUUUUUUCUUCCCAGGGUAGACAUGAUGGAUUAAAGAAAAGAGCUUGUAUGCUUAGUGAUAUGCAUUUUCGGAAUCUUCGUCAAAAGGUUUUGUUAUUGAAUAGGACGGAAGAAGCAGCUCGCCAACUCGAGAGUACUCGCCUUCACUCAAAUUCGGGCUAUGGUGAAGAAUUCACGGUACGAGAGGAUUUGAUGGGAUUAGCCAUUGGUGCUCAUGGAGCUAAUAUUCAGAAUGCAAGGAAGCUAGAUGGAAUCACUGGAAUUGAUUUGGAGGAAUGCAGUUGUACUUUCAAAAUAUUUGGCGAGACGCAGGAAGCAGUAAAAAAAGCUAGGAGUAUGUUAGAAUAUGCUGAAGAAUCUGUUCAAGUGCCUCGAAUGCUUGUAGGGAAAGUUAUUGGAAAAAAUGGUCGCAUUAUUCAAGAAAUAGUUGAUAAAUCUGGUGUGGUAAGAGUUAAAAUUGAAGGAGAUAAUGAAAACCAGUCUCCAAGGGAAGAGGAGGGACGAGGGCCAUCUCAGCAUAGAACAGGUAAAGGAUCAAUGGAUAUGCAAGUCCAUAGAAAAUCUACACCGCAUUCCAGCAUGACAGACAGAACAUCUGGGCAUUUGGUGGAAGGCACUAUUACAGAAAGAAACUUUAGUGUACCGUUUGUAUUUGUCGGAACAAUAGAAAGCAUAACAAAUGCCAAAAUAUUACUGGAGUAUCACUUGGCACAUUUAAAGGAGGUAGAAAAGUUGCGCCAAGAAAAAUUAGAAAUAGAUCAACAACUUCGAAGUCAAGUAGGUUCUGUACAGAAUUUUCCCGUUCCACGCCGACCUGGUCCAGAAAGAAAUUAUAAUUCUGAAGGAGAUUCAGGAAGGGGUCGAGGUGGAGGACCCCCACGAGGAAGAGGUCGAGGUGGUGGGCCUGGCCCUGUUCGAAGAUGGGGAGGCGAUUCCCGCUUUAAUAACAGUACAAGUAAUCAUCCAGCAACACUGAGUGAUUUUAUAGGUAAUGCUGAUAAACGUGGUGGACAGAAUUCCUACCAGAGAGGUGGGGUAAGCCGAGGACGGGAGAGAGGUGGUGGUGACAAUAGCUCACGUGGUUUGCCAAACAGGAAAUGACCAUCUUGCUAGCACCAGCAGAAGUUUUACUACUCUGAUACCUUAUCUUGAAAAAAACUAAGCAGCAUUUUCAUAUAGUGCUGUUCGUAUUUUGACUUGGACUAACCUAAGUUUCACUGUUGUUGACCAGUUGUUAUUAAAAAAAAAAAAAAAAAAAAAAAAGCUGAUAAUUGAUUUAUCAUGAAAUGUCCCACUCACUUAUGUCCAUACCUCCUGAUAUGUCUCUCAAAGCUAAGAGCUAAGUAAGAAAAGUGUAUGAUCACUUGUCAACUAGAGCGUAAGCUCCCUUUACAGCAGCAGGCAGUAGUUUUUCAACAGUGCACUUACAGGCUUGGUGAGAUGUUCUCCACUGUUAUCAUUGACUUGAUGUGCAGAGGGAAUGUCACUUACCAGCAUGAGACUAUUGCCUUUGCAUACUUUUUUAUCUGAAAAUUUUCUACGUCUUUGCGUGAUUUUUCUGUGGACAUUCAGAAAUAUUUGAAAUUGCCUAAUUUCAGUAAUUAUCUACUUCUGUUUGGUGAUAGCAGUAUAUUAUUACUUUUUGCUAUUUGUGCAUGUAUGUUUUCUUUGUAUAAAAAUUUUUACAACAUUCAGGAUUUCUAAGAAUUGCUGAAAAAGUCACCAUAGUGAGAGAUUUUUAAACUUUCAUUUUCAACUUUUGUCUGGUAAUAUUUUAUUGACUGUUUGUGACAUUUCCAGUAUUUUGCAUUAACAUCUAUUUACGUUAGGCUUUCUGACUUUGAAAUGCCUUAAAAUAGUGCACUGUUAUAAAUUGAUUUUUUUUCCCUUUCUUUUAUUGUGUAUUUUUAUGAGAGCAGCUAUAAAUACUUCUAAAAUUAAUUUCUGUAGACAUAAAACCUGUAAAUACCUGCUUUUGGCUUUGUAGAGAGGAAAAUUUUUUGGAAAAGUUUCAAAUUCUUCUAUUUUUGUGUUUAUUGCAUUAUGUUGGCAGAGAUAGUCCUUGAACAUGAUAUCUUUCAAGUCUGCAGUGUGAAACAUGGUAAUAUGGAUGUAACAGUGCAUCAUUAUUUCAUCACCAAAACAUCUUGAAGGAGACAGAAAUUAAAGAAAUUGAUUGAAAUAAGAAACUGAAAAUUUGAUGCGGACCUUUUCGAUACCAUAAAGAGUGUGAUUGAAGCAUUCUUUACGUGAGAUCAAACUAGAUUGUGACAUAAAACCAAAGCAGAGAAGAAUAUAGACUGUAUGGCAGGAUCCGGUGAGUGUACUACUUAUUCCAUUACUGUGACUUGGACUUAGUCGCCCAAUAGACAAAAGCAAGUUUUUUCCCUGUCCCGAAAGUGUCAUGUUAUCCAGGAACUGUGAUAUCCUACAGUGAAGGAUAUUAAGACAUCCUAUUUGCAGAGGAGUCUAGAUAUAGCAUAAGAAACGAAGUUAAUGUGUACAAAAAGAAGAUUGUCAGAAACAUUGACUCUAAAAUUGAGAGUUUGAGUUACUGAUGUCUUCUCAUUUCUACAUUGUUUGCUUUUAUAUUGAAAAAGUAAUGUUCCUCAGGUUGUAAUAAAGCUGCCAUGUUGGAAA
Messenger RNA from Stegodyphus dumicola, 3397 nucleotides. It is a transcript of the gene Fmr1, whose product is annotated as synaptic functional regulator FMR1. Gene Ontology annotation, cellular component: neuron projection; cytoplasmic stress granule; nucleus. Gene Ontology annotation, molecular function: mRNA 3'-UTR binding; translation regulator activity. Lineage: Eukaryota; Metazoa; Arthropoda; Arachnida; Araneae; Eresidae. Gene Ontology annotation, biological process: positive regulation of translation; regulation of translation at presynapse, modulating synaptic transmission; positive regulation of long-term neuronal synaptic plasticity. The record is from RefSeq and is a predicted model, not a curated record.